AUGCCUGCUGGAUUCCCUCCUAAGCGAUCGUAUUCCCGCACCGAUGCUGCCGUCCGUGUCGAGUACCCCGAGCAUCAUGAACUUCCCGCCAGCAAGCCCUUGAUUGGUCAAGGUGGACAGUUCUCCAAGCCCACUCUAGCUUCUCUUUCCCUUGAAGGCAAGACAAUUGUCAUCACUGGGGGUGCAAGAGGCCUCGGCCUUGUCAUGGGCCAGGGAGUAGUCUAUUCGGGCGCUCAUCUAGCCAUCGUCGAUUUGAACAAGGACGAAGCACAGUCCCAAGUAGGCCAAUUGACAGAUGCUUUCAAGAGAGAGAAUCCCAACAGCGAGAAAAUCCCGAGAGUUACUGCCCACUAUGCAGACGUCUCUGACCCCGACUCGGUAACAAAUUGUAUCACCGAGAUUCUCAAAAUUCAUCACAAGAUAGAUGGUCUAGUUACAUCGGCUGGCUUCACUGAGAAUUUUGAGGCAAUCAACUAUCCUAUCGAUCGUAUGCGAAAGUUAUGGGGUGUCAAUGUUGACGGAACCUAUCUCUUUGCAGUUGCUGUCGCCAAGCAUCUCAUGGAGCGUGAGGUGCCUGGUAGUAUUGUGGUUAUUGGAAGCAUGUCUGGUGCCAUUGUUAACGUACCACAGCCGCAAGCACCAUAUAACGCGGCCAAGGCAGCUGUUCGACACCUGGCUGCUUCCCUUGCAGUGGAGUGGGCUCACGCUGGAAUCCGAGUAAACUGUAUCUCUCCUGGCUAUAUGUUGACCGCUUUGACACAGAAGAUCUUGAACGACAAUCCUGAUCUCGAGAGAACCUGGACAUCUCUUAUUCCUCAGGGGCGCAUGGGACUACCUCAAGAUUUGAUGGGACCUGUGACCUUUUUGCUGUCAGAUGCGUCUUCUUACAUGACUGGAGCAGAUCUUCGAGUAGAUGGUGGAUAUACGGUGACCUAG
This is a messenger RNA of Fusarium pseudograminearum CS3096, 936 nucleotides long. RefSeq lists its product as uncharacterized. The record is from RefSeq and is a predicted model, not a curated record. Gene Ontology annotation, cellular component: intracellular anatomical structure. NCBI's taxonomy places the organism in Eukaryota, Fungi, Ascomycota, Sordariomycetes, Hypocreales, Nectriaceae. Gene Ontology annotation, molecular function: oxidoreductase activity, acting on NAD(P)H, oxygen as acceptor. The coding region runs from base 1 to 936 and encodes 311 amino acids. The transcript is spliced from 5 exons.